Brassica napus (rape) is the source of this 745-nucleotide messenger RNA. RefSeq lists its product as uncharacterized. The transcript has a single exon. The record is from RefSeq and is a predicted model, not a curated record. Lineage: Eukaryota; Viridiplantae; Streptophyta; Magnoliopsida; Brassicales; Brassicaceae. The coding region runs from base 401 to 607 and encodes 68 amino acids.
GAAGGUCCCGGUUCAUGUGAAUAUCAUAAGACUUGAAUGCGAUGAAAUGAUAGAACCGUUUCUCUACGAUUAAAAUCAUUAUUCAUGUGAGUUUGUCUGGUCUUUUUUGCGUUACUAUGUGGUCGUAAGUCAUAUAACUCGUGACAAUAAAGAAGUAAACGCCCUUAUCUCAAUUGUAUUGCUUGGCUCCUUGCUAAGAUAACUCCACUAAAGCAACCAUACCACAAACUCUCUCUCUUCCUUUAAAUGAAAAAGAAAUAGACUUUAUUGGAUUCUCAUUCUCUUCACGUUGAAACCUCCCAUUCUCUCAAUUAUUCCACAACCAAGUUUCCACUUUCUUCUUCUUACUCUCUUUCUCUGGUUACUUGCUCAAUUGGUCCUUUAAUCGUUUUACGAAGAUAUGCAUGAUUGGGCAGCACCAUUGAUAGCUUCGGCUCUAUUCGCGUUUCUAUCGCCGGGACUGAUACUGCAGUUUCCUGGGAAAGAAUCUCCGGUAGGUUUCAUGAACAUGAAGACAACGGUAGCUUCUAUUUUCGUCCACACCGUUCUUUACGGUCUCUUUCUCAUCCUCUUCCUAGUCGUUCUCAACGUCCAUGUUUAUGCUUAGCUUUAGCUCAAAAUAUUACACUCAUGUGCUAGCCUUUGUUUGUGCUAGAUGGGUUUAGUAGUAAAGCUUUGUUUUAUGACUUGUCUUACUUCUUUCUUUGUUCCUUCUUUUAAUUACUGAUCUAAAGAUAUUAAAGUU